GCCGAGACCGACUCCGAGUCCCCGCCGCGCGGCGCGCGGCGGGGAGCCCGCCUGCGCUUCUUCACGGCGCGCCGCCUGCGCCGCGUGCGGAGGCACGUCCGGAAGGUGGAGGCUGCGGAGCUCCUCCGGCUUGCCGACGACAGCUACCGAGCGGGCGACUGGACCACCUCCCUGCAGCUCUCUAGGCGGGCGCCCUGGCCAGGAGGGCGCCGCUGCGCCCCUCGGCGCCGGGCCCCCGGACGAGCAGCAGCCCAGCGCCCCGGGCCCGGGGCCGAGCUCCGGCCCGGCGGCCCCGCCGCCGCUGGCCGAGGCGCCGCAGCAGCGGCAGGCCGCGCCGGCGCCGUGGGCAGCCGCCUCGGCGUCCGUGGCGCCCCGGCAGCCCACGCCCGAGCGGGAGCCGGACAGCGCCGCGGAGCCGGCCGGCGCGGGCCUGGCUGGCGCGGUGCUCGUGUGGGAUGCGGUCCCGGCCGUCGUCGGUGAGUUCGCGCCGUGGGCCCCGGGCGCGGCCGGCGCGGAGCUGCAGGACACGGCUCUGCAGGAGGGCGGCCUGCACCGCGGCUCCUUCCUGGACGCGGCCAGCGCGGCAUUGCAGGAGCGACUGCUGGAGGAGCUGGCGCGGGCCGGCUGCAUGGCGGCCCUGCCGGAGCGGCGGCCGCCGAGGCGGGGGCCGCCCGCCGCAGACGCGGCGUCGUCACGGGGCAACACGCCGGAGAAGGCGGCCACGCCGGCCGCGAGCGUCACACCGGAGAAGGUGAGGUUUGCAUCGCUGGUUCGCAGCGUUUGCGGGAGCGGCGGCAGCUGGCGGUGA
This is a messenger RNA of Prorocentrum cordatum, 808 nucleotides long. The record is from the annotation of a GenBank genome assembly. NCBI's taxonomy places the organism in Eukaryota, Dinophyceae, Prorocentrales, Prorocentraceae.